AUGAAAAAGAUUGCUAGUUAUAUUGGAAACUCUAUAAGGAAGGCUGACCUUUUCCCUCAAAAAGUUAGUCUUACUUAUAGAGGUAAGCCCUUCUUUCAAACUUUGGGCGGAGGAUUACUCAGUAUGAUUAUUACAGUGAUAGUCAUUGGUUACUCUGCCAGACUCUUUAUGAUUAUGAUAGAGAAAGAAGAUACAGCCAAAGCUCUGAACACAGUUUUCAUAGAUCUUCAAAGCUACGGUCAAAGUUAUGAACUUAAUAAUGAUACAUUUCAGUUCCCAUUUACUUCUUUGGAUACUUCAACUGGAGAAUUUUAUUUUGAUCCUUCAUAUAUAACUGUGUCGAUAAGUCAGGAGACUAACUAUUAUGACCUUAAAAUAGGAGCUCGCUCAUCACAAGAAGAAGUGAGGCCAUUCUCUCUUUGAGGAGGAAGAUUUCCAACAGUUAAUGAAAACUUCAACGACACUAGAAAUAUCUUAAUGCAAACUGCUCAAUGCCCUCUAAACAAUAGCUUCAGUGUACAAGGGAGUUACUUUUCGGAAAUAUAUAAACAAGUAACUAUGACUGUUAGUAAAUGCAACAACUCAACUUCUUAGGUGACAUGCAAAACCCCUUCAGAGAUAGAGCAGAAGGU
Molecule: messenger RNA, 632 nt
Organism: Moneuplotes crassus
Lineage: Eukaryota; Ciliophora; Spirotrichea; Euplotida; Euplotidae
Source: the annotation of a GenBank genome assembly